CUAACUUUCAGUGUAUUUACAGGUGGCACGAAACGGGACUUAAAAAUGGAGACAUCAGGGUAGAAGGUAGAAGACUUGGUAUUACGGCCAUCAGGGUUCUUGCUGGCUCCGUGUGAGAUUGGUUUGUUCAGCCACACCACUGCCACUACCUUGUGGAUAACAUGAGUACUCUAAUGAUGUGUCAAGAUCGAUCAUUGGACAUCUUGAAAUUUUCCUCACAUCUGUACUCCAACUUUCGGCAUAAACUUUUGCUAUAAUGAACUAAGUGUCUUAGAAAUUCCUAUGCAAAGCACCUUUUACAAAAUAGAGUAAUAGUAUCUUUUGAACUGAAAAGGAAUUAUUGAGAAUCAUAAAGCUAUAGAAAAAAUUUAAAUAUUUUCUUAGAAAUGUGUUUAAAAUGAUACUUGUUAUAUGGGUGAUUGAAAAAUAAAUAAGUAUAUUCUUUUGGAAAUGCAUACCAAUUAGGUUAUUCGAUAUUUUUAUUGUGAAGUGGAAUUGACGACAGAAAGAGCUUGGAAAUGUUUGACUAAAAAUAAAGAUUCUUUAAAGCUUUCUUACAGUACACAGGAACAUGGAUCAUCUUGGAGGAACUAGUGUGGGGUGGUACAACUGGGAACUUGUGACCAAUAAGGUUCAGGUAGACCUUAUGAAUGCAGAUGUUGUCCACCAGAUAAAUCAUCCAGUGCAAGCAUCGUAUGGAACUCCACAACAUGUGUCUGUCCAGCUUGCAGUACCACAAGCUCCUCGUUCUAAUCAUGCCGUCAGUUUAGAAUCUACUAAUUCUACAAAUAACCCAAAGCCUCCAGGCCCACGACCUCCAAGAGGUCGCCACGCCCAUGGAGAGCGUGUGGCAUGUCAUGAGUGUGGUAAGACAUAUGCAUGUAAUGCAAAUCUACGAGACCACAUGAGGAUACAUACUGGUGAAAGGCCUUUCUCUUGUGAUGAAUGUGGAAUGACUUUCACACAGAGAUCAAAUCUCCGCAUGCACAAACGUGUCCAUACUGGGGAACGACCAUACAUGUGUGGUGUGUGUGGGAAAACAUUUUCUAGGUCAUCUCACUUACCUGGCCACAUGCGACAGCACACAGGAGAAAAGCCAUAUACAUGUGAAGAAUGCGGACAAACUUUUACCACAAGCCAGAGUAUGAAAAAUCAUAAGCGCAUUCAUACAGGAGAGAAACCAUAUGUUUGUGAUGUUUGUGAUGCUGCCUUUACUCAAAGUUCCACUCUGUCCACUCAUAAGAAAUCGCACACUGGAGAUAAGCCUUUCAAAUGUGAUAUAUGUAAUAAAAGGUUCAUUUUCCGAUCUGGUUUAAAUGAACACAUGAUAGUACAUAGUAGAGAUAAACCAUACCAGUGUGACCAGUGCCACAAGAGAUUCAAAUACUCCAAUUAUUUGUCAAAGCACAAAAAAAAGUAUUGCGGUAAUGAUGGCUAUCGUAAGAGGUGGCAGAAGUCUGGGGUAAAAAAGCCAUCAGGAAGAAGAUCAGGCGGGUUUCGCAAAGGUUCAUCCUCCAUGAGAGUAACCACUCAUACCCUAGAUGAUGAUCAAGGUGAUGAUGAUGAGGUCAUAUCCCUUCAUGAAGAGGAAGAAGAGGAGGAGGAGGAAGAGGAACAGAGACAGGAGCAACAGCGGAAAAGCAGGAUAUCUCGUUAUGAAAAGAGGAAGGAGAAGAUUCCAUUACACAUUUCUGAUGAUGGUGAUUGGAAAAAGGCUUGGAUAAAGCAAGGAUAUAAGUAGAACAUUUAUGAAAUUGGUUCCACAGUUUGUCACAUGUGCAUUACAUCUGUACAUUCUUGCCUUUGUGUGAAAAUUUUUGAGUUUAAUGAUUAUAUGCUUUAAUUGUAUAGAUAGAAAGUUAUUACAGAUUAAUUGUAAGAUAUUUCUUUGAAAUCUCCAUAUAUUUAGCAUUCCAUAUAAGUAGGCAUCUUUUUUCAUAUUGGUGCAUUAUAUAUUCCAGGCCUCUGCUUGGCCCUUUUAAUUGUAAUAGGCUAAUUUAUAUGUGAUAAACGGUUUACAUGCCAUUAGAUUCCUAAAAAAAAAAAGAAGGAUAAGUUAACUUUCCUUUGUAAUAGUGUGUAUCUACAAAAAAGCAGGCUUUUUGCCAUAUCAUUGGUCAUGAAGCCAAAUAAAUAUGAAGAGUAUGUGAGUGAUUAAAUGAUAUUUGAGUGU
Molecule: messenger RNA, 2173 nt
Organism: Penaeus vannamei (Pacific white shrimp)
Lineage: Eukaryota; Metazoa; Arthropoda; Malacostraca; Decapoda; Penaeidae
Source: RefSeq, a predicted model, not a curated record